GAGUUUCUGUGCCCUGGCAUGAUUGAUUUACACAUUCACGCAGCGCAGUACGCAUAUACGGGCACUGCCACAGACCGUCCAUUGAUGGGGCCCAAUGGAUGGUUGGAGACCUACACAUUCCCUGCCGAACAAAGACUCGGAUCGGAUCCCUCUUUAGCUCGGCAAGUAUAUGAAGGUGUGGUCCGAAACACACUUUUGGCUGGUACCACCACGGCGGUGUACUUUGCCACGCUGCACUUGGAUCCUUGUAAAGUGUUGGUCGACAUUGCACUCGAGGAGGGUCAGCGUGCACUGGUGGGUAAAGUGUGUAUGGAUCGCCACUCUCCUUUAAACUAUACCCAGACGGUAGAGAUGAAUUUGAAGGAAAGCGAGGAGCUCAUAGAAUACAUUCAAAUGAAAUCGGGUCAGCAGACGACAAGUGCGAAACUUCCUUUGGUGCUACCGCUUAUCACUCCUCGGUUUAUUCCUACAUGCUCGCCAGCACUACUUACGGCCUUAGGAAAACUGGCGGCGGAGCGCUCCUGUCAUGUUACAAGCCAUAUUUCGGAAUCAGUAGAUGAAGUUGCAUUCAGUCGUCAGUUAGAUGCAUCCGAGGGUUUAGAUAACGGUGUUGGAAGGACUGAUGCCAAAAUAUUUGAUGGCCAUGGGCUCUUAACGGAUAAGUGUGUUAUGGCGCAUGGAGUUUUUCUUUCGGAGGACGAUUUGGACUUGCUGCAGCGACGCGGUUCCGCGGUCGCACAUUGCCCUCUCUCCAACUUUUGUUUUGCUGGCAAGUCCCUCCACUGCCGCAAUAUAUUACAGCGCGGCGGGCCUCAGGUUGGUUUGGGCACAGAUGUUGCUGGUGGAUAUAGUCCCUCAAUGUUGCAUUCUUCUAGAAUGACGGUCGUGGCCUCACAAUCUUUGCAACAUCAAGCAAUUGCAAACAACGAAGAUGUUGAUCAUGUCUUAGACUAUCGACACGGUUUCUAUUUGGAUACACUGGGAGGAGCAAAAGCCUUGAAGCUCGACAACCGUAUCGGAAGUUUGGCUGUAGGAAAGGAAUUUGAUGCAAUGAUUCUGUCCGCGGAUGUGGAUAGUCCAAUUCAGCUAUUUGAUUCUGACAAUGUUUUGGAUGUCUUUCAGAAGCUAUGUGUACUCGGAGACGACCGAAACAUAAAAGCUGUUUAUGUUCAGGGACGUCGUGUA
Molecule: messenger RNA, 1185 nt
Organism: Phaeodactylum tricornutum CCAP 1055/1
Lineage: Eukaryota; Bacillariophyta; Bacillariophyceae; Surirellales; Neidiaceae
Exons: 1
Biological process (GO): guanine metabolic process
Cellular component (GO): cytosol
Molecular function (GO): zinc ion binding; guanine deaminase activity
Source: RefSeq, a predicted model, not a curated record